GCUGCCUCCCAGGUUCCCGUCGCAGAGUCCGGCGACCCGACCUAUCGCCGCCGUCCCGCCGCGGCGCUGCCUGCCGUGGAUUCACACCUAUCUCUACGGCUCGAGAGCCGCCGCGGCCGUCUCCCUACUCCUGCCGCCGGCCCGCGCACAGGCUUGCGGGAACGCCACCCCCGCCCCCCCUGUGUGCCCAUCCCGUCGUCGCUCCAAAUUCACAAUCCUGCGCGUGGCCAAUUUUUGGGGUCUCGCCAGCCAUCGCCACUGAUCAAUGCUAACCUCGCAGGGCGCACCACCUCGCAGCCUGCUCGAAGUCGUUUCGGAUUCCUUUCUAUUUUUGAAUUUGCGCUGCGACGCUCCCGCUGCUCGGUUCCGGGCCUGCAUCGAAGCGUACUUCUCACGUGACGAGCGCAGGAGCGAACCCUAGAAGACCGGAGCGCCGACCGCCCACCGCCACCUCGCCGGAAACUGCGGCGGCGACGGGGACGACCGCCAUGGGCUUCGAGCGCGUGGAGCUGCGGUGCCCCAAGGCCCUCGACCCUCGCUCGAGCUGGACGCUCGGCGAUGUCCUCGCCGAGCUUGACGCACUCGAUGCCACUCGCCAAGCUGCGCCGCCCACGCCUCUGAAACAGCCGCCGGAUUGGGCUAGCGAUGGCAGUGCGAGGAAGAAGGCCUUUGUGAUGCGGGUUGAUGACGAAGACGGCACGGAAGAGGAAGACAAUAUCAGUGAUGGGGAGGCCCAGGCUCUUGUGGCCAACGGAGCGAGGUUCUCAUUUAACGAUAUCGAAUCCAGUGAUUCAGAAGAAUUAGAGGAUGAAUUGGAAGAUGGCCAGGUUGCACCAUACCACUUGAUGGAGAAAAGUAACCUAGAGAAGAGCAUUCUUCUUGAGCUGGAAAGCGAGCAUCAUCUCAAAGUUCAAGAAGAAGUCAGAAGUAAGCUAGCUGCAUUGGAGGUAUGCCACCAAAAUGAAAUCCAGAGAACAAUUUCUGCAUUCGCUCGACUUCAGAAAUAUACAGAAUCAAGAAAGGAGAUAGACAGAAGGCUAGACAUACACUUCCAGAGAAGAAUUGCAGAGGUACUCGAUAAACACUUGUCUAUGGUCCAAAGGGAUCAUGAACAGAAAUCCCAGAUUGUGGAACGUCGAAUAAGAGAUGAUGCAGCUCUUGAAGAAGCUAAAAGAAAAGAGCAAGCUAUCAAGGAAGAAAAAUUAAAGCAGGAAAGAGCCAGGCAAGAAGCAGAGGCCAGGCAGAAGGAAGCUGCAACAUUAGCAGCUGAAGCACGGAAAACAGCAUUUGAAGCUGCUCAAAAGGAAGCUGCAGAAAAGGAAGCUGUGGAAAAGGAAGCUGCUAAAUUGAGGGACGCAGCAGCUUCCAAAUCUAGUCAAAAUUCUCAAAAUAAUGUUGCAGGUAUCAAAGUUUUUGCCGAUAAAUAUGCAUUAGAAGCGGAAUCACGGAGGCGAGCAUUAUUACAUAAUCAAGUGCCAGGAAACAUUCAUCUCAGCAAGGAAUUCAGCAAAUAUGACCGACAGAUUGCGAAAUCAAUAAGUAAACUUAUGCCGACUACUGACAGUGUCAGAGCAAGGGCUAGUGAGCUUAUUAAAGCUUUAGAUGGACAGGAUUGUCCCCGUCCAAUCGCGUGUUGUUUAUUUGCAAACAAGAUUAUUUCAAUUGUUAAAAGUAGAAAUACAAAGGACAAAACUUUUGGAAAUUUGGCCUUUGCUUGUGGAUAUGUCAUGCUAUUAGUCACAAACCAGGUACCAGACGCAAUGGAUUAUCUUCUAGCUGAGUUCAACAGAGUUUGCAUAUACACAGUUCCAAAGCAUCUGCAUGCUUUAAAUGCACAAGCACGAAAUAGAGAUUAUUACGGACUGAUAGGUUACCAAGAAGAAAAUGGACAACUCGAGAGCACUGAAAGUUAUUUAACAUACACUGUUGCAUACAUCAAACUGUAUGCUGCGAUGAUUCAGACGGAAAUCAAAGGUGUGCGUCAUCCUCAUGGCUUAGCUGAGGGAUGGAAAUGGCUUGCCAUGUUCCUCAAUGCUCUCCCAGCCACUACAGCCACUGCUUAUGCCCUUCAUGGUUUCCUCAAGAUGGCUGGUUUUGCACUUCACAAGAAAUAUGGAUCGCAGUUCAUGAAAAUUCUGGAUGUAAUUUCUCGGUGCUUUUUACCAGCUUUGAAAGAACAAGGCUCCAAACUUCAGUCUGAGGCUGUCAACAAUCUGCAGAAUUAUCUGAAUGACAAAAUUUACCUUAAGGAGCCAGAAGGUCAGUACCUCGUCCAGCAAUUGCUAUCGAAGGAGUUAUUCAUGUGAAGAUCAAAACACCAGAUCGGCAUACGUAUGUCAGGCGCCCGUGAUUAGCUGCACCAGUUGCCAGUUGGGGCUCCAUGCGUUCAGAAAAGCAAUCGGAUUUUUCACAGGAAGUAACCUUCACGGUUUUCAGCAUCAAAUUGUCCUAUACAUAUUUAUGAAUAGUCCCCCAGAUGUCAUCCAUUUUCCACAGGGAUCUUAUGGUGGAGUAUUUGUUUAUCUGUCAUGUAUCCCGGCCAAUAACACAAUUAGGAUAGGUGGAUGUUCCGCGAUUUGUUGUAUGUCUAUUCUGUAUCAAGGGUGAUUCUGCCUUCUGUUUCUAAGAAGAAUGUUUGUUCUGGUACGAUUUGCUUGAA
This is a messenger RNA of Phragmites australis (common reed), 2659 nucleotides long. RefSeq names its product mRNA export factor GLE1-like. Gene Ontology annotation, biological process: poly(A)+ mRNA export from nucleus; regulation of translational initiation; regulation of translational termination. The record is from RefSeq and is a predicted model, not a curated record. Gene Ontology annotation, cellular component: cytoplasm; nuclear pore cytoplasmic filaments; nuclear pore. Gene Ontology annotation, molecular function: phospholipid binding; inositol hexakisphosphate binding; translation initiation factor binding. NCBI's taxonomy places the organism in Eukaryota, Viridiplantae, Streptophyta, Magnoliopsida, Poales, Poaceae. Bases 489 to 2306 code for a protein of 605 amino acids. The transcript has 15 exons.